Molecule: messenger RNA, 6799 nt
Organism: Bombina bombina (fire-bellied toad)
Lineage: Eukaryota; Metazoa; Chordata; Amphibia; Anura; Bombinatoridae
Product: KIAA1549 ortholog
Source: RefSeq, a predicted model, not a curated record
CGGUUUGAGGGAAAGCUGCAGCAGCGGCGGCUCGGUGUGCAGGGCCGGCCCCGGGAUGCCGCCCUCUCCAACCCGUUAACUGCAGCAUCUGGGAUAUGGACCAGGGGCUGCGCAGGGCUUCGGCCGCCUGCAUCCUCCUCAUUCUGGGGAUCGGGCUGCAGCACAACUCGCAGGCGGCAGAUGUGAUAUUCUUCAAUCAAUCAUUUGGCCCUUUCUUUCUGCAAGACAGUCAACUUCAAUUACAAACCAAAAAUACACAGAAGCCAGCUGCUGAAAGUUUCCCAGUGACUCCUCCCUCAACUGAAUCACACCCCCCUGAAAUUUCUAGUUUCCAAUCUCUAUUAAUUAAAGGAGUUGAACAAGUUACAACUGAAGUUGCGGUUAGAGAAGAAGACCUAAGUAUGAUCCAUAGUGAAAAACCAACCUCAUCAGGCACCGAAUCCCCUAUUUUGUAUAGUUCAGUAAAUACAAAUGAGGCAUCAGAAAUAAGUGCACAGAAUUCUGAGAUUGAAAAAUCUUUGGUUAAUCAAACUGGACCACCUUCCUCUGUGUCUGCUGAAAUACCACCCAUCUCAGAAGAUGAGUAUUGCAUAGAAACAGAGAUCUAUACAUUAUCAGAAGAUUUACCAGUAUCAACAACACAAAGUGAAUUUUUAAUAUCAAGUUCAGUAGUUUGGAACUCAAAGAUGGAAAGUUCUAUGGUGACAUUACAGCCAUCUUUGAUUUCUCAAUUUGGCAUCAGCGAAGAACAUACAUUAGAGGUUUUCAGUGGUCAGAAUAGACCUUCAUCAGAAAUAGCUAAUUUGCAGAGUUCAUAUUUACAAAGCAAAAUUAAUUCAGAGGAUGCCACCACCAUUGCAACCAGGAAGGCUUUGCAAAGUGUAUUUCUUAAUAUAGGGCUGUCUGCAGCUAAUGAAUUGAGCACCAGCCCAUAUAGUACUCCAUUUUCAACAGCUGUUGAGUUACCUUAUUUGGAAUAUGGAGUAUUUAGUAGUGAAGAUUUUGAUUUUCCAGCAACCAGCCCGUUGAUGAAAAAUUAUGAAAGUACCAUGGCAGCAUAUUCAACCCCAGUGCCUACUCUUACACUUUAUAAUGACCAAACACUGAUCCUAUCCUCUCAUGUUGUUUCCACUGACCUCAUGAAAAAUGACUUGGAUAGCAUAACAUUUAAACCCGUUGAGUCCAGUGGAUACAGUUUGCAUAGCAGCUUGUUCUCUGAGAAAGAACAUUUUGAAGAGUCUGCCACUGAGGAAUUGUAUGGUCUCUACUCAUCAAUGUUUCCAUUGUCUUCUACGCAUGGAGAAGGUUUUGUUCCAUCCUUGGAUUUCACAAGCCUUGUUGACACUAGUCUUAUUGGAAAUCCAGCAACUACUCAUUUACAUGUAUACAAUACUGAUUUGGAAACAAACAUUUUUUUUGUGUUAGACUCCUCAGUUUACAUGCCCUCUCUUACAGAGAUUGUUUCUGCCACAACCUUUGUUGAUUUUGAUUCAGAUCCAAGCACAUCAAUACAUAUAGCAGCAUCAAAAACAUUUACUGAACAUUCUUUUUCCACAUCUAUGAACACAGUGGAAGCAGCUGCUUUUGUGCCAACAGAAUCUGUGCUGUAUUUUAGCCAGUCUUUGAUUCCAUUAGAAGAAUCUGAGAAUAUUAACCAUCAUUUAUCAAUGAUGUUUACUCUUGAACCAAGCAUCCCAUUGCCUUCAUUGUCUGAAGAUGGACUACUUUCUUCUUCAAAAUCUAGUGAAUCGUCAGUGCUUUUAUCUCAGGGUUCUUCUAUUAUACUUGCAACAUCUGAACUGUUUCUCAAUAGCUCAUUGCUGGAACCUAGUUUUUCACCAACUUCAGAAAGCAUACGUUUUGAGGGCUCAGGGCUCAUGCCGUGGCAGACCUCAAAUAACUAUCUAGCUGCCUCUCUCUCUCCAGUUUCAAGGAUUGAUGAGUUUGAAGAAAACUCAAGUGUCUUCUCACAGCCAGCUGAGCUGUGGGAACAAACAACUGCCCUCCAGUCAGAGACUGACAUUCUAUAUACCUCAAGUUUCAGUGGUGCUACAUCUCCUCUGAUGCCUUUAUCCACACCUACUUCAUUUACAUUUCCUAUAACAGAAUUAUCCGCCUACUCUUUAGAUUCUAAUGAUUAUAGCACUACUUUGGUUGAAGAAACUAUUGAACUAUCCUUUGCAUUUUCUCAUUCUCUGAUGCUGGAUUUAGCCACCACCAUGUCAUCAUUUUUCGAAACGAGUACUCAUACUGUUGUUCUUCCAGAGAGCACAUUGCCAAUUCCUACCAUUACCCCAGCUGAAAACUUAAGUGAAUUUCCCACUGGAAGCAUUAUCCCUUCUACUUCACUUUCUGAGCCUAAUUAUAUGUUGUCCACACCUUUAAUUCCAACUUCUCCAACCAAUAUAACUGAUGACGCAAGUAGCAUAUUCAGUACAGUAGCUCCAGAAGCAACCAAAGACUCCAAUUUUACUACAACAGAUGCAACAUGGAUAGCAAAUCCUGAAAUAACUACAACAGCUAAUGCAUCAUGGACAAUGAUUUCAGAUGUAACAUCUAACACCAGUUCUACAACAGCUAAUGCUUUGUGGACAUUGUCAGUAGAGGUAACAACAAAUAAUAGUGUGGUAACAGUAAUUCCGGAAACAAAUGUUAAUAUCACAACUGAAAAGAUGGGGUGGACAGAAGCUUCAGAGACAGUCACAAACACCAGCAUCAUAACUGCUACUAUAAUGAGGACAGUAACCCCAGCGAUCAUCACAACAUCCAAUACAGUAGGAACAGUGACUCGAGAGGCAACUACAGCACAUACUAUUAAUGAAGAAACAACAGCAAUAACUACUGAAAACCUUACAGCUGCCAGCACACAAAGCUCUUCCACUCAGUCUGUACCCAUCACACCUCCAUCAGGCCUUACAGCUGCUACGUCUCCAACCACAACCAGACAAACACUUGUGUGCGAUGUUUCUAAUCCAGAGCCUUAUCUCGUUACUGCAGUACUUUUCCGAGGAUCCAACAUUGAGAAUGCCAUUGAAUCCAUCAAGCAAAUGCUAACGCAGCAGUUUAAUCGCUCUGUAGAGCUAGAGGUUUAUACUUUAUCACAAAGACUGUCCUUUAUUAUCACCUCGGGGCCCUUGGUUUACACAGCGAUAGCCGUAUGUAAAUGCUCUGACUGGCAGCAGCCUCCUUUUGGGCUACUCACCCCUCAUUCGCUCCAUAGAGACUGCUCUUUACUAGGCCUGGAUCAGAAGUUUCACAUACAAACAGUUCUGCAGUUUGUCCCUCGCUCUGUUGACAUCAGACUGUGCACGUUUAGUGAUCAGAUUCAGAGGGGGCUGAGUAUGGCCUUGUAUGAAGUGAGGAGAUUGCGCCAAGAAGAUGACAACUUCUCUGUACAGAUAGUGAAUAUUACUCUCCAGCACGUCUCGAGAUUAUUUUGGAAGGCACCGGUAACGGUCUCCUAUGCCGUUAAGGAACGGAAUAGCUUCCUGAAUGGCUCGGAAGUCAGUGAGCAGCUGAGGAACUUAAGCCUGGUGGAGUUUAGCUCUCUCCUGGGUUAUCCAGUGAAACAAAUUGCAGAACCUUCACGUUACCCCCAGCUCAAUGUGUCCCCACUGCUCAAGGAGUCUUGGCUCCGGACAGUUCUUCUUGGUGUGAUGGAGCCAAAGUUCAGAGAUGAAGCAUUUCAGGCCGAGAUGGAAAGGAAGCUGGCUCAGCUUAUUAUCGAGGCUACAGCACGAAAACGCAGGUGGAAGCGAGCGAGUGUUGCAGGGGGCAACACUGUCCAGGUUGUGAACAUCACCCGCCUAGAUGGUUCUGACGAUCCUGUGCAGCUGAUCUAUUUUAUAGAGGAUCAGUAUGGAGAGCGGCUUUCUGCAGCCCGAGCAUCGGAUCUGAUCAAUGAGGUGAACAUACAGCGAGCAGCUAUCAUCCUGGGAUAUCGCGUACAGGGAGCUGUGUCUCAGCCCCUAGACCAGCCGCUGGAGUCUGACCAACAGGCCCAGAACCUCUGGAUCAUUGUGGGUGUGGCAGUACCAGUUCUGUUGGUCACAGUGAUCAUUGUUAUCCUCUACUGGAAACUCUGCAGGUCAGAUAAACUGGACUUUCAACCGGAUACCAUGAGCAACUUACAGCAACGACAAAAGCUGCAGGCACCAAGCGUCAAGGGAUUUGACUUUGCAAAGCAGCACUUGGGACAGCACAAUAAAGAUGAAGUCCUCGUUGUCCAUGAACCCCCCCCACCAGUUCUGCAUGGACCACUGAAGGAUUCCACACCCUCCGAAAAUGGAGAUGUCCCAACACCAAAGUCCAAAAGCUCAUCAAAGCCUCCUAAAGUUGGAAGACACCGUGGGAGCAGAGUUACCCCCUCAGACGCAGGAUCUAGCGCCAGUGACGCAUCUAGUGGUAAAGAGUCUGCAGGAGAAGGGUCACCAAGACCCUCAGCUCCUCCUCGUGAAACUAAACCUCGGUCCUCCAUCAAUCGAGAUCUUCCUGCAAUAAUUACUGGUAAUGAACAGCACUCCUCCGCCUCCAUAUUUGAGCACGUUGACAGGAUAUCCCGCUCCUCUGAAGCCAGCAGGCGCUUUCCAAGCAAGAUCCAACUCAUAGCUAUGCAGCCCAUUACAGCACCACCCAUGCAUGGCCUAUCAAUGUCUGAGCGAGAGAUGGAAGCUAACAAGAUCAAUAGGGAGAUUCAGACGACACUACGACACAAAUCAGAGAUUGAACAUCACCGGAAUAAGAUCCGUCUUCGUGCCAAACGCAAAGGCCAUUAUGAGUUUCCUUUGGUUGAUGUGGUAGGAAUGACUGAUACUAAAGAGAGGCAGCGCAUGUAUCGUAAAGUGCAGAUGCAGUUUGAUAAGAUCCUGGACCCAGGUUCUGGUAUUCCUACUGUGUUUAUUGAACCAAGAAGGAGUUCCCGAACACGACGCUCUCCCAAGCAACGGCGCAGACAACAAGGAUCCGGAAGCCCUUCAGACGCAGAUAGAGACCGUCUAAUUAACACUGACAGUGAUGGAACUUACAAGAGACCCCCUGGAGUCAGUAACUCGGCUUAUGUGUCUGACCCAGAUCUCCCAUCUGAUAAUCCAACUCCAGUCUCUGACCUGGGGAAAUUUCCUGGUUCCUCCUUACGAGCUCCUCCUGCUCAGUAUGUGGCCCCCCAACCUUCCAUUGAAGAAGUGAGGCAAACCAUGCAGUCUCUAUUGGACGAUGCCUUUGCACUGGUGGCUCCCAGCAGCCAGACAGCUGGGGGUACAGGAGGAGGACAAACUGGAGGAAGCUCAGGGCCUAUAAGCAGCUCCACUGCUCGUACUGGACGUGGCACUGCACCAUGGAGUAGCGCAUACCCUCAACAAACCACUCACUUUAAUAGGUUCACUGACUAUGGGAUGACUCAAGCUUCGGCUCCCAGCCAUAUGACCAGAAGCCCCGGGUUUGGGUCUGGAUUCCUACCCCCUGGAGAAAUUGCACAGACAGAGGCUGAGCAGGCUGAGUCCCAGUACAACACCAGGGGAAUGUACUCUGAGGAAAUAGCUUCAGUAGCAAGACCACGCCCCCUAGGCAGUACAUCAGGUUCUUCCCAGAUCCACCAACUUGCCCAGGUGGGCAUUGCCAGUAGGAUGGGAGCUCAGACAGAGAUGCCUCCUAGUAGGGUUGGACAAGCACCAACAGCAGGGACUGGCUGGUCCCAGUACUGCCACCCUGAUGAAGAAGUCUCCCGGAAUGUACAUCACAGAGAUCCUGGUCACUCACAUGGAUCCCAGGACUAUGGAGCACCCCAGAUGUUCCCUUUAAACAGAGCACCUGCCCGGCAGCCUGGGAACAACACUCAUGUCCCGCCUCCUAUCUGUUACCCAUCUGGCUCAGCCGAGGAUCUUCAUCCAGGCCAUUCUUCAGCAUCCCUCAUUAAGGCCAUUCGUGAAGAGCUUCUACGCCUCUCCCAGAAACAUGCUGUAGUUCCCACCUACCAUAGUUGAUGGAGGCUUUGUAUGACUGGCAUUACGUCUGCUUCCUAUGGAAGCCAUAGGGGCUGAGAGAAUCUGAAGAUGUCAUAGCACUGUAUGAAAAGAGCAUUGAAGAAAAAACUUUUUUUUUUUUUUAAACCAGUACAGAAUGAUGGGUCAGCAGUAUAUUGUAGAGCAAAGCAAUGCAGUUUGUUCCAUUGCUAAAUGAUAGUGUUCUGACUUGAGUUACUGACUACCACUGUAUAUAACACUAUCAUUGGCAUAUACCUGGGCAUAAAUUACUCACACACUGGAAUGAGACUUGAAAAGAACCAGUGGGGAGAAGAAUCAUCUCAACAUAAUAAUUGAGGAUACAGAUAAAACUUAAGCUUGAGGGCUCUGGGUCGUAAUUCCCACUUCAUCUCAGGCCUGCACUAGCCGCAGAUUCCAACAGCACUAAUGGGGUUAAUAUCUCUCUCUGCUUUCAGGAAUUGAUUGUAGCAUAAGGUAGAGGGACUCCAAUGUCUCAGCACCCAAGACCUUGUAACCACAAAGUGCCAUAUAUAAAGCUCAGUACCAGCAAUAAUUUUAUCGCUAGGCCCCUGUAUGUAGUCCAAAGUUUGAGAAUACUUUGGAAAAGGGCCCCUGACUGAGAGAUGACACUUUAGUAAUUCUUGGGUGACUUGUGAGAGCAUGAUAUGUCUGUGUAGUGAAAGGAAGCAGAAAGUGUUGAGUGACUGAUCUAUGAAGCUGAGAAUGGAAAAUAAAGGGAAAUUAUUAAUCAGUUUUAGAAAGAGCAUGUAGGAAUGGACACUCUUCUUUAGCAAAAUAAAUACUGUAGCUCCUGUAUCCAA